Messenger RNA from Sabethes cyaneus, 303 nucleotides. Its product is annotated as neuropeptide SIFamide receptor-like. Gene Ontology annotation, biological process: G protein-coupled receptor signaling pathway. Bases 1 to 303 code for a protein of 100 amino acids. The record is from RefSeq and is a predicted model, not a curated record. Lineage: Eukaryota; Metazoa; Arthropoda; Insecta; Diptera; Culicidae. The transcript is spliced from 2 exons. Gene Ontology annotation, cellular component: membrane. Gene Ontology annotation, molecular function: neuropeptide Y receptor activity; peptide binding.
AUGACCGUCGUGUACUGUGUGGCCUACUUUGUAGUGUUUCUGGUGGGCCUGGUCGGUAAUAGUUUCGUAAUCGCCGUCGUGUUCCGAGCGCCCCGGAUGCGAACCGUAACCAACUUCUUCAUCGUGAACCUGGCGGUGGCCGACGUGCUGGUGAUAGUUUUCUGUCUCCCAGCGACACUCAUGAGCAACAUCUUCGUGCCGUGGAUGCUCGGCUGGCUGAUGUGUAAAACUGUACCUUACAUACAGGGAGUUUCAGUAGCUGCCUCCGUCUAUAGUCUGAUAGCGGUUUCGCUUGAUCGGUGA